Messenger RNA from Styela clava, 2644 nucleotides. RefSeq names its product BTB/POZ domain-containing protein KCTD9-like. The record is from RefSeq and is a predicted model, not a curated record. Gene Ontology annotation, biological process: protein homooligomerization. Gene Ontology annotation, molecular function: protein binding. Lineage: Eukaryota; Metazoa; Chordata; Ascidiacea; Stolidobranchia; Styelidae.
GGCGGGGAAACCCCACAUUUACACUUGACAAGGUCUUCCUUGCUUUUUGUUGUGUUUUGUCAUAGCCUAUUCCUUGAUUAUUGCAUUCAUUUUUCUGUUUUUUUCGAGCCAGGGAGUAGAAUAUAUAGACUACACCUGCUAAAAUGAAGAGGGUGCAAGUAUUUGAAGACGAAACUGGAAAACACGGGAAGGUUUUUGCAGUUCCUAGAAGAAUAGAAGAAUUAUAUUCAUCAAUAUGUAAAGUGUUUGGUGUUUCCAUCAGUACUCUGUACACAGGAGAAGGUGCUGAACUGGAUGAUGUGAAUCUGAUAAGAGAUAAUGAGCCACUGUAUAUAUUCAAGCCUACUGGAAAAGUUUCAGAACAAGAGCACUCACAAAACCCUGAUAAUCAAAGUGACUGGAUUAGUCUCAACGUUGGUGGGAAGAAAUUCUGUACGACAAGGAGUACAUUAGUAGCAAUGGAACCAGAAAGCAUGCUGGCAAAGAUGUUCCGAGAUGAAAGUCAAUGGAACAACACUCGAGACAGCAGUGGGGCCUACCUUCUUGAUCGAACUCCUGAAUAUUUCGAAGUUAUUCUCGGUUAUUUAAGGCAUGGUCAACUCAUUAUUGAUCCAAAUAUUAAUCCUCAAGGGGUCUUAGAGGAAGCGAGAUUUUUUGGAUUAGAAACUCUGAUUGAACAACUGGAAAUAUUAGUCGAAAAAAAUCAACCAAGAACUGACCACAGUCCUCUUACAAGAAAAGAAGUCGUCAAUGCAUUAUUGAUCAACCAAACUAAUUGUGAACUCAGAUUUCAGGGGAUGAAUUUUUCUGGAGCUGAUUUGUCUCAGCUCGAUUUACGAUAUAUAAAUUUUAAACUCGCAAACUUGAGUGGAUGUAAUUUGAUGAGAGCAAAUCUGAACUCAUGUUCGUUUGAAAGAGCAACAUUGACUAAUGCUAUUAUGGAUGGUGCAAACAUGCAAGGUGUUAAAAUGUUGUGUUGUAAUGCUGAAGGUGCUUCCAUGAAAUGCUGUAAUUUUGAUGACCCAUCAGGAUUGAAGGCAAAUAUGGAAGGUGCAAAUAUGAAAGGAGUCAACUUUGAAGGAAGCUUGAUGGCCGGUGCCAACUUACGUGUGGCAACUCUCAAAAAUUCAAACUUGAAAAAUUGCAAUCUCAGAGGAGCUGUUCUUGCAGGCACUGAUCUAGAAAAUUGUGAUUUAUCCGGGUGUGAUCUCUUUGAAGCUAAUCUUCGCGGAUGCAAUGUUACAGGAACGAAAUUUGAAGAAAUGAUAACGCCUCUACACAUGACACAAACGGUGCCGUAGCUCUGAGAGAUGAGAUACAAAAUGUAUCGAAUACCUGUUCAAAAUAUACAUACAUGAUUGUGUGAUGUAAUCCACUAUAAAAAAUAAUUCACGUAAUGUUCUAUCGUAUUUUUGUACGGUUUAUACAUGUUCUAUUAUGCUUGACCUCUUCUUUGAAUUGGGUGCCACAUGUCCACCUAGAACAAAGCUCUGAACGGAGAGCCAUCGGAUAAAACAUAUUUUCUGUCAUAACCUAUGCAAAGCAUUGCAACUAAAUUGGGAAGAAUGAAGUUUUGCGUAGUUUUUGAAAAAAACGUCUUCACGAAAAAUAUUUUAUAUUAAUUUAUAAAAUUAGAAUUUUUUUUCUUUUCAAUUCCAUCUGCAAUCAAGUUGAAUUCCAUAAUUAUGCUUUCUCACUGACUAAUGCAAUGUGUGAAGUAUUCAAAGAGCCCAUUCAGAACCGACAUUUUCCACCUCCUUUCUUAUACCUAGUGUGAGGUGAUGAAAUUUAAACAAAUAUUGGAUUUAUUGUGUUAAAACCAGAAAUCGAAUCGUGCUAAUAUGAUAAAUUAUUAUUGUUAUGGUAUUACUUACAUUUGCUUUAUGUACCUUACGUUUGAGGACUAUCAAAGAACUAUUAAUUUUUUACCUUAUUAUAAAAUACACUGUACAGUACAUUUUAAUUGUCCUUUUAUUUACUUAUUCUUAGACUUACGAUAUAUAUAUAUUGUGUCGACUCGAAAUUCCAAAUUUUGUUUUGAUUGAAUAUUGGAUGAAAGGAAUGUGACAUAAGGCAUGAUUUAUAAUGUUAAAUUUUGCCCCUAACAAUUUUGCCAUACAGUAAAUAAGUUAUAAUAUUGUAAUCGGAACAUAUUAUGGAAUAAAGUGAGGCGACCAUCGCUAUACAUGCUAAUAUAUAUAUUCUAAUCAGUGAGCAGACGACCUUUAUUCAUGCCCGACUCGAACCUUAAUUCGUGGUGAAUUUUUAAUGUAUUAUGGCCAUUUGGCAAAAGUGUGAAAAACCUAUUCGGGGAAUGAAUGGCCAAAUGUAUACUUUAUUUAUUACCUAGUACCCAUUGCGGAAAUGUAGUUAAGAUUAUUUUGGGAUGAUAUAAAUAAUAAUUAUAAAAAUCGCCCCCAUAUCGCUUGAAUGUAUACAACAGAAGUGUACUCGUAGGAACGCCAAAUUUAUAAUUAAAAAUUGAUAAAAAAAAACUUCUGCCUAAUUAUAAGAAUGGCAUUGUGGUAUGAUUCAGACAUCGGUCCGCCUAUGUUUGUGUUGCGCACUAGAUGAUUGUGUAGAGACUAUAUUUGGUUCUUCAUAAUUAAAAAAUAUUGUUUUCAGAAUAUAUUUGCUCAAUAUG